ACGUGCCGGGAUGUGAGCUACCUGUCCAAGCACAUGCUGACGCACUCCAACGACAAGAACUUCAUGUGCACUGAGUGCGGGUACAUCACCAAAUGGAAGCACUACCUGAACGUCCACAUGCGCAAGCACACUGGAGAUCUCCGGUACCAAUGCAACCAGUGCUCGUACCGGUGCCACCGUGCCGACCAGCUGAGCAGCCACAAGCUGCGGCACCAGGGCAAAAGCCUGAUCUGCGAAGUGUGCGGCUUUGCUUGCAAGCGCAAGUACGAGCUGCAGAAGCACAUGCAGGCGAAGCACUCGCAGAACUACCAAGUGCCCAUCUUCCACUGCCAGCACUGCACCUACCAGACCAAGUACAAAAGCUGAACCAUGAGACCUGCAAGCACCCCAAGCAGAAGGAGUUUCGCUGUGCUCUCUGCUCCUACUGCACCUUCAGCAACACCAGCCUCUUCUUCCACAAGCGCAAGAUUCAUGGCUACGUCCCCGGUGACAAGGACUGGCUGGAAAACUACGCCAGCAAGGAGCUGGAGAUCAGCUCGUCCGAGGCGCUCUUCGGCUACGAGCUCGGCACAGCCCUGCGUGUGGAUGCCAGCUCCCCCCUCGCUGGCAAGGAGCAGUGGGCCAAGGCGAAGCCGUCCCAGCUGGAGUCACAGGAGGAAGAGGGCUACCAGCAAGCAUUUGUGGUGCCCCUCCUUGGGCAGGGUGCUGCUCUGCCGGAGAGUGGCAGAGAGGUGGAGGGAGUUGUGGGUGAGAGAGAGCAGAGCCAUCCCACUGCUGGCGAUGCCCUGGGAGAUGACUGCAUCCAAGGAGAUCCUGCCACAGGCUCAACUGAGCUCGCUGCUUCUGGGGACGUGGCGGAGAGCUGCACGUUGCACUUGGAGGCACUGAACGUCUCGUCUGACCCCCUCCUGGAGCAUUUGGCUGGAGAAGCCUGUGCGGCGCAGCCAGAGAGCGUGGAAAUGCUGUCUUGCAAGGAGCAUCCUACAGCCUACGAGAUGCUGGGGUCCCGGGAUGACCUUGGCUUGGAGGACAAUGACACUACGCUGGAAGACAUCCCAGACUUUGAGGAAGAGGAGGCAGAUGUACAGGAGGACGUGGCAGUGAGGCUGGAGGACAGGGUAGCAGCAAGAGACAGCCAGGGAAAAGACUCUGUAAGGCCGGCCACGGGCCACCUUAAGGAGUCGUGCUCAGACCACCACAAGCUGGUGGCAGACACUGAGAUGAGAGAGACCAGCCAAGCCGAGCUGCCAGAGGCCUGGCUCAGCAUGCUGAAGACAGCUGAGCAGAGCCACCCGCCUGUCCCAGAGGUCACAGCUGCCUCCAGUGACGAUGCCAGAGGCGGCUCAGAAUCAGUGCUGAAGGCACUGCGGAAGCAGGACAGGGAGGAGGUGGAGACACUGGUGCUGGAGGGCAGGGUGCAGAUGCUGGUGGUGCAAUCAGAGAGCCAGAUCUUUAAGUGUGAGAAGUGCUCGUACAUCACGCGGAAGGAGAAGUCCAUGUCCCUGCACUCCAAGGCCAGCUGCCAGAGCCGCCGGGCCCCGCUCGUGUGCCGUGAGUGCGGUGCCAGCUUUAAGCAGCAAAGAGGGCUCAACACCCAUCUCCUCAAAAAGUGCCCGGUCCUCCUGAAGAAGAACAAGAUCCUCAAACCAGCUGGUCAGGAGCCACCUGGGUUGUGCCAACCUGCUGACCAGCCUGGUGAUAACAGCACAGAAAUGGCGGAGAGCGAGAGGGCAGGCUCGGAGGAGUCUGGACAUGCCGAGAGCCCCUGGGAAGCUGAGCUGUUGCCUGAUAAAAUGCAGGCAGCAGGCAGUCCUUUGGCUGGGGAACGGGCCUUGGGCUGCCCUGUCCCUGAGAAAUCCCUGCUGGCUGACAGCACAGAGGUGGCAGAAGAGCCUCCCCAGCAAGGGGAUGGGGCUGGGCCAGAUGGAGCUGCUUGUCCCCCCCAGCCUGGGAAACCCUCAGAGAAAUACCGGCUGGAGGGGGGGAAGCUCCACUGCAAUGCCUGCUCCUUCGUGUGCUCCCGUGUCUCCACCAUCACUUCGCACGUGGAGGACGGGUGCCGGAACCUGGAGCAGUUCUGGUGCACCCUGUGCCCUGAGGCCUUCCGCUCCCGGCGGGCCCUCAGGAGUCACUGUGCCGAGAAGCACAUUGUGCAUCCUGAAGAGGCUGGACCCCAAAGCACUGAGCUCCCCAAAGGGGACCUGGACAACAUUGAGACAGGCCAGCUCAGUGACCGCCCCCUGGAUGCAGCCCCCCCGAAAUCCAUCCUGCCCAAGAGAAGGCGUUUCUCCUGCCCCACCUGCCCCUUCACCUGCCACCAGGAACGGGCCAUGAAGACGCACAAGAAGAGGGGCUGCGUGGCACUGGGUGAGUUUCGCUGCGCCUCCUGCCCCUUCACCUCCAAGGUGGCCAAAGCCCUGCGGCUGCACCGCAAGCUGCACCGCAAGCACUACAGCAAGCGGCCGCAGCUGCAGUGCCGCCAGUGCGAGUUCACCUGCAAGCAGGCCCGCUGCCUGCGGCAGCACGUCCGCAUCAAGCACGAGGGGGUGAAGCCUCACAAGUGCCGCUACUGCGAGUUCAGCACCACGCGGCGCUACCGCCUGGAGGCCCACCAGUCCCUGCACACGGGCGUGGGGCGCAUCGCCUGCGGCAUCUGCAGCCAGACCUUUGGCACCAACUCCAAGCUGCGCAUCCACCGCCUGCGGGUGCACGAGAAGACACCCACCCACUUCUGCCCGCUCUGCGACUACAGCAGCUACCUGCAGAACGACAUCACCCGCCACGUCAACAGCUGCCACCGCGGCGAGCUCAACUUCGGCUGCUCCCGCUGUGAGCCUCGCUUCAGCUCCGAGACAGCCCUCAAGCAGCACGUCCGGCGGCGGCACGAGGAGAAGGUGUCCUAUGGCUGCCUGCGCUGCGGCUUUGUGUGCCACAGUGAGGCCACGCUCAAGUGCCAUGUGCAGAAGCAGCACCCACACCUGGAGUGCAGCACCUGCAAGGAGACCUUCCCCACCCGGGAAGCACUGGAGGAGCACAAGACGCAGCAUUUCAGCCACCGCUGUGAGCUGUGCAGCUUUGCAGCCAAGGAGCGGCAGCGGCAGCAGCGGCAUUACGUGGAGAGCCACGAGCCAGCUGCCCCCCAGGACAAGCCCCUGCAGUGCCCCUUCUGUGACUUCGCCUGCUGCCACCAGCUCGUCUUUGACCAGCACAUGAAGGGCCACGGGGGCACCCGCGUGUACAAGUGCUCGGACUGCGAGUACACCACCAAGAACAGGCAGAAGAUCACGUGGCACAUCCGCAUCCACACCGGCGAGAAGCCUUACAAGUGCCACCUCUGUAAAUAUGCCUGUGCCGACCCCUCACGUCUCAAGUACCACAUGCGGAUCCACAAGUGGGUGAACCAGCUCAAGUACCACAUGACGAAACACACAGGCCUGAAGCCGUACCGCUGCGAUGAGUGCGAGUACUGCACCAACCGGGCGGACGCCCUGCGGGUGCACAAGGAGACGCGGCACCGGGAGGCCCGCUCCUUCAUCUGCGAGCAGUGCGGCAAGGCCUUCAAGACCCGCUUCCUCCUCAAGACCCACCUCAAGAAGCACAGCGAGGAGAAACCCUAUGUCUGCAACGCCUGCGGGCGGGCUUUCCGCUGGGCAGCUGGCCUGCGCCACCAUUACCUGACCCACACCAACGAGCACCCCUUCUUCUGCCGCUACUGCCCCUACAAGGCCAAGCAGAAGUUCCAGGUCAUCAAACACAUCCAGCGACAUCACCCCGAGCGUGGGGCCAGUGACCCCAGCCAAGGGGUGGGCAAGGACCCCAGCACGCCCACUGUCCACCUCCAUGCUGUGCAGAGGGAGAGGCGGGCCGAGGGGCCCCCCAGGACGGAGCAGGAAGGAGGGUGCCCCAUGGAGAAGGAUGGCACUUCGCAGUGAGGCCAAAUCCUGACUGCUUUAAGGCCUCAGUGGUGCAGGCCUGCUGCAGAGAUGUAUGUGUGUGUAUAGGCAUAUAUGUAUAUGGGAUG
Egretta garzetta (little egret) is the source of this 4021-nucleotide messenger RNA. It is a transcript of the gene ZNF142, whose product is annotated as zinc finger protein 142. NCBI's taxonomy places the organism in Eukaryota, Metazoa, Chordata, Aves, Pelecaniformes, Ardeidae. Gene Ontology annotation, biological process: regulation of gene expression. Bases 93 to 3932 code for a protein of 1279 amino acids. Gene Ontology annotation, cellular component: nucleus. The transcript is spliced from 6 exons. The record is from RefSeq and is a predicted model, not a curated record.